Messenger RNA from Talaromyces stipitatus ATCC 10500, 1710 nucleotides. RefSeq names its product pantothenate transporter, putative. Gene Ontology annotation, molecular function: L-cysteine transmembrane transporter activity. The transcript has 10 exons. Gene Ontology annotation, biological process: transmembrane transport; L-cysteine transport. NCBI's taxonomy places the organism in Eukaryota, Fungi, Ascomycota, Eurotiomycetes, Eurotiales, Trichocomaceae. The record is from RefSeq and is a predicted model, not a curated record. Bases 1 to 1710 code for a protein of 569 amino acids. Gene Ontology annotation, cellular component: membrane.
AUGUCAAUGCAGGUUCCCACGUUGAGACAGGGAUGUCAACGGCCAAGCAGUUACGCUUGGGCCCAGCGAAAGGCGAUAGAUGUUUGCAUAAUGGCGAAAUAUGGGAGUUGUGUAUGGCGUGCACCCCCAACAGACAACAUGGCUUCAGAUCACCGAAAAUCGAACGCCAAAGCAGCUGUCCAGUCUGAAGAUGACAGCUCUCCUCCUCCUGAUGUACCCAAACUAUCCGACCGCUAUGCCGACGAGAGCUAUAAACUCUUCCAGAAACUCCAAGUAAACGAUCCAACUCCGGAAGAAGCUCGAAAGAUUCGCAACAAAUGCCUGUGGCGGAUAUUGCCCUUUCUUUGUAUCGGCUAUCAUUUGAUGUAUGUCGACAAACAGACGCUGGGAAGCUCAGCAAUACUUGGUAUAAUAAAAGAUGCCCACCUUAAUUCUAAUCAAUACAAUUGGCUAUCCUCGAUCUUUUAUUUUGGCUAUCUCGUGGCGGAGUGGCCGCAAAACUGGGCUCUGCAAAGGUUUCCAGUGGGCAAAUGGCUAGGUGGUAACCUAAUAGUCUGGGGCGGCAUUACCCUUUUACAUAUUCCGUGCAAUAGCUUCGCCUCCCUCUUCGUGGUCCGUUUCUUGCUGGGACUCUCAGAAGCAUGCAUCGUGCCAGCCUUCCUACUCACCAUGUCGAUGUUCUUCACUUAUCAAGAGCAAGCGGUCUUGAUGCCGGUAAUGUGGUCAAUCGGUAACGCAAGUCCUAUAACAUCGGGAUUGUUGUCCUACGGCGUAAUUUGGAUCAAAACUGAUGGCUUUUCUCCUUGGAAGUGGUUUAUGGUUAUCACCGGCGGCAUCACAGUUAUAUUUGGUGGCAUUGUUCUGCUUCUGUUCCCAGAUAGUCCUGUGCAUGCUCGGUUCCUGACAUAUGAAGAGCGCGCUCAAGCUAUACUCCGGAUUAAGGAAAAUCAUUCUGGAAUUGAGCAGAAAACCUUCAAAAAGUACCAGUUUAUCGAGGCAAUUCAAGACGCUAAAACAUGGCUCUUCUUCUUGCACGCCUGGUCGCAAGAGAUGGCCAAUGGACUUACCAAUCAAUACUCACUAAUCAUCAACUCAUUCGGAUUCACAGUCCUGCAGACGACCUUGCUAGGAACAGUCAGCGGAGCAGUUUCGUUUGUCUGUCUAAUAUCUGCUGCAAUUGUGCUUCAUAAGACUACAAAUUGUCGAUCGUGGAUUUCUCUAGCUUCAUAUAUACCCGGCGCUUUGUCUAGUAUACUUCUCUUGGGCCUUCCAUGGUCAAAUCGGUGGGGUCUCAUCACCGGCAUAUGGAUUCGAUCUACAACUGGCAUUGCUUAUGCUGUCGUCAUGAUAUGGGCAGCUAAUACUUCCGCCGGACAUACCAAAAAGACCACAGUUAUAGCCCUGUAUCAUAUCGGAUACGGAUUGGGCAAUAUCAUCUCUCCACAGCUCUUUCGGCCGCAGUGGAAGCCACGGUAUAGGCCGACGUGGAUUAUUCUACUUGUCGUCGCCGCAAUCUUACCCUCGAUCUGCAUCGUAGCUCUUCGCAUUAUCCUUGUGAAGGAAAACAAGCGCCGUGACAAGCUACAGGAAGAAAUUGAUGUGCGAGAUGAUGGCAUCGUCGAAGAAAUCCACGACAAUGGCACGAGUGUCACUCACGUCGUUGACAACAACCAGCUUGAUUUGACGGACAAGGAGAAUUUGAAAUUGUGA